Rhizoctonia solani is the source of this 387-nucleotide messenger RNA. RefSeq names its product DOPA 4,5-dioxygenase. The transcript is spliced from 5 exons. Bases 1 to 387 code for a protein of 128 amino acids. Lineage: Eukaryota; Fungi; Basidiomycota; Agaricomycetes; Cantharellales; Ceratobasidiaceae. The record is from RefSeq and is a predicted model, not a curated record.
AUGCAGAUUACUAUCAAGCAAGCCAUCCAGCCGCCUACGGAUGUAGAGCGCGUCUUGGAGGAAGAAAUUCAAGAAUGGCACUUUCAUAUUUACUUCCUGCAACGCAACGCUGCUCAACAUGCUGCAGCGCUCGCGCUCCGUGAUGCCAUCUUACGCCUACGUCGUGAUGGUGCUUUCGUAGCGGUCCCCCUGUACAGGGUAAACACUGCCCCGGUCGGCCCACAUCCCGCUGUACCCUUUGCUCAGUAUGUCAUUUUGAUCGCCGGAGUUGGGAUAUUCGCGCAUCAUCACCGGCCGACCAUUGAAGAACGCAAGGUUGCUGGGCGGAAGAUCGAAGAGACGCUUCGUGGAGAUAGGGAGGCUGCACCAGCUCCAACGGAAGGUUGA